Molecule: messenger RNA, 1497 nt
Organism: Aspergillus campestris IBT 28561
Lineage: Eukaryota; Fungi; Ascomycota; Eurotiomycetes; Eurotiales; Aspergillaceae
Product: cytochrome P450
Exons: 7
Coding region: 1-1497 (498 amino acids)
Molecular function (GO): heme binding; oxidoreductase activity, acting on paired donors, with incorporation or reduction of molecular oxygen; iron ion binding
Source: RefSeq, a predicted model, not a curated record
AUGGACCUCCAACAUCUUACGCGACUGUGCAGUUCUGUCUCAAGGGACAAUUCACUCCCGCUAUUUGCUGUCCUCGCAGGAAUAGCUACUGUGCGAUUGGUCGCCGGGGUUCCCAUUGUGGGAGGCAAGGAUGCAGCCACUAUCAAGCAGAACCGUAUUCGGUUCGUGCACGAUGGCAAGAGGAUGCUUCAAGAAGGCUAUCAAGCAACAAAUGGAGGACUGUUUUAUGUUCCAAGCAAGCUGGGAGAACGGUUGAUGCUGCCCACUAAGUAUCUGGAAGAGCUGAAGUCUGCUCCCAUGCACGAGGUUGAUUUUGUGGCCACUUUUAUUGAGAUGUUCGAGGGAAAGUAUACCACCAUGGGCAGUCGAUCCACCCUUCAUCCCCGAGUAGUGCGACGCGAGUUAAAUAAGAACCUCUGGACGGUAAUGGAACAUGUCCAAGAAGAGGUCAGCGAUGCCAUUGAUGCUAGCUUUCCCGCGUGUGACGACUGGACGGAAGUGGAUGUCGUCGAUCGCAUCACACAUAUUGUGGCGCGUGUAUCAAGUCGCAUGUUUGGAGGCACCACGCUCAGCCGCAACGAAGAAUGGGUUCAGUCCUCGAUUGACUUUGCCACGGACGGAUUCAUCGGCGCGCAGGCCUUGAAAAAGUACCCAGAAUGGUUCAAACCCAUUGCAGCGCGGUUUAUACCCGCUAUCCAAAAUAUUAAGAAACACUACGAGAAUGCCGAAAAGGCGGCCAUUCCGUUGUUGGAAGAGCGCGCUCGGACUGGGGCUACGGCACCUGAUCUGCUGUCUUGGAUGGAUGACGAUGCCAAAGGGACUGAAAAAGAUCGGGAGUUCCUGGCUGGGAUUCUCCUCAAGGUUAGCUUUGCUGCCAUCCACACCAGUGCUGCUGUGCCGACCCAGCUUCUAUAUGAUCUCUGCGCCAUGCCUGAGUAUAUCGAGCCACUCCGGCAGGAGAUUGCGGACAAUACAGAUCCGAAUGGGAUUAUUCCGCGCCAAGGGUUCCAGAAUCUGUCGAAGAUGGAUAGUAUCAUGAAGGAGAGCCAGCGGUUCAACCCUCUCUUGUUGAUCACUUUCGAAAGAGUGGUGACCACGAAUUAUGCCUUGUCAGACGGACUGGUCAUCCCUGCCAACACCACCAUCGGCAUCCCCACGCACGCCAUCUCCAUGGAUGCAGCCUUGUACCCAGAGCCCGAGGAAUUCAAGGGCUUUCGGUUCCACGACUUGCAGAAGGAGAAAGUCUCCGGAGAGAAAGGCCCGCCGGUGGUAUAUGCCACCUCCCACCCGUCCAGCAUGGCAUUCGGAUACGGCCGCCACGCCUGUCCUGGACGAUUCUUCGCAUCAGCCGAGAUUAAGGCGAUUAUGGCUUAUCUGAUUCGGAAUUACGAUUUUAAGUUCCCACAGGACGGGCAGGACCGGCCUCCGAGCUUGUUGUUUGAGACGCAGAAUCUGCCCAAUCCGACAGGGAGGGUCAUGUUCAAGCGCAGAACCUAG